CAGGCUUAUAAAAAGGGCGGGCAUGAGCCGUGCUAAUCACAUUUCUUUGUGAACCAGCAAAGACAGUGCCCAAAAUGAACUCUCUAAUACUGAUCCUGUUUCUUGGAGCUACCGUCGCUUUGGCCGAGAUCCAUGUUGAAAAUGAUCCACCCCAUAAAGCGCCUCGCCCAAUCUUGAAAAAGUGCAAGGAAAAAUGCAUGAAGCCAACAAAGCCGGGCGAACUAGCUGACGAGGAAAACGAUCCUCGAGUUCACCGUGGUAAUCGUCAUCCUUCUUUACCGCCUAAAGUGCGAAAGUGUAUCCAUGACUGCCUCAAGGAACAUAAACCAUCAAAACCGCCACCGCCACAUACAGAGUCAGGCAAGGUAGCUGAUGAGGAAAACGAUCCACGCCGCGCUCGUUUUUCUGGGCCUCUCAUGGACGACGAUUGUAUACCCAGGAAAGUAUUGUGCUCGGCGAGUUAUCCGGAACUUUUGGCGCUUUGUCAGUGAGGGCCAGAUGCCUGAAGAGCCUUAAGUUCAACGGUAGAACAUAAUUCAGGCAUGUGUAGCUGUUGUAGGGGAUAAACUACAAAGACAUGAAAAUAAAGCAUUGAAAAAGUA
This is a messenger RNA of Orbicella faveolata, 602 nucleotides long. RefSeq lists its product as uncharacterized. The record is from RefSeq and is a predicted model, not a curated record. NCBI's taxonomy places the organism in Eukaryota, Metazoa, Cnidaria, Anthozoa, Scleractinia, Merulinidae.